AUGAGCUUUAUGGCCAAGGUCAAUCAGCUCAAAAACAAGGCCGUGGAUGUGGCCAUGAACUACACCCCAAUCGAGGUCAAAGUUCGUGAAGCCACCAACCCGGACGAAGCCUGGGGUCCCCACGGCACGCUCAUGAGCGAGAUUGCUCAGGCGACUUACUCCUAUGAAGAGUACCCUGAAGCCAUGAACAUGCUCUGGAAGCGCAUUCUGAAGGACCGCGAGGGCAGAAACUGGCGCCGAAUUUAUAAGGGCCUGCUGGUUUUGGCACACCUGAUCCGAAACGGCAGCAGCCGUGUCAUUGAUAGUGCCCGCGACCAUGUCUAUGACCUGCGUCAGCUCGAGCGCUUUGAAUUUCUAGAUAAGAUGGGCAAGGACCAGGGCAUCAAUGUCCGCCAAAAGUCCAAGGACCUUUGCGAUCUGCUCGCAGAUGACGAGCGUCUCCGAGCUGAACGUCGAACUGCCAAGACCAACCGCAAGCGCUACAAGGGCGUUGCCAAUCCCAACUUCCGAGGCUACGAUGAUGAUGAUUAUCACACGGGCGGCUUUGGCGGCGGCCAAGGCGGCCGCAGCCGCUAUAAAGACGACGAUGCCGACUCAACCGACUCUACUAUCCGACACUCCACACAAACUCGCAGUCGGUUCCGUGAUGAUGACGAGGACGAUGAUUCAUACGUCGGACCAAGUCAACAUUCCAGCUCCCGCCGCCGCGAUGCCGAGGAUGGUGCUGACGAUGAUUUUGCGACGCUGCGCAAAACUGAGGACAAGCCAGCGUCGCAAGCCGACAACGGUGGCCUGAUUGACCUCCUGGGCGGUGCUUCUACAUCUGCUGCCCCGGCCUCAUCUCAAGCGGCCAACUUUGCCAACUUCAACCCGCGUGCCGGCGGCGAUGACGAUUUCGGGGCGUUUGCCGGUGCCGACAGCGGAUCUGCCAAGGCUGGCAAUACUGACGACUUUGCUGAGUUUGCUUCGGCCUCCACCUCCUCAGCGGCCCCCGCCGGCUUUGAUCUGCUGGGUGCCUCUUCACCCAGUGCCCCAACCUCAGCGCCUGCCAAUUCCUCCGCAGACCUCUUUGGUGCAUUUGGCUCGGCACCCCCCGCUUCCGCUCCGGCUGCUGUCAACAAUGAUCCAUUUGCAAUGAUGAUGGGUGGCUCAGCCCCUGCUGCCCCCGUUACGUCGUCGGGCUCGGGUGACCUGCUUGCUCCGAUGCAAUCAUCCUCAAGCGCCAGCCAGCCCCCAGCUUCUUCAGCUGCGCCCAAAAAGGCAGCUGGCCCCACCGUCAUCGCUGGUGUGACGUUUGAUUUGGACAACCUCACAAUGGACUCCAAGAAGCAAGCGCAACAGAGUCGUGCCGCUGCCGCUAGCAACACGAGCGUCUUCGACAUGGGGGGCGGUAAUGCGGCAGCCAGCACCAUGAGUUCUGGCUAUGGCGCGCAGCAAAUGGGUCAACGAGGCGGCAUGCAGCAGCAGCCCAUGAUGAUGGGUGGCAUGCAGCAACCCAUGAUGAUGGGUGGUAUGCAGCAGCAACAGCCCAUGAUGAUGGGCGGCAUGAUGGGCGGCAUGCAGCAGCAACCCAUGGCGGGCAUGGGUGGCAUGGGCAUGAUGCCACAGCACCAGCAGCAACAACAGAUGAUGGGCAUGGGCAUGAACUACGGUGGUCAAAACAUGUACAACGGCGCCGCCCAAGGUUCUGUCUUCCGAUAAGUGCUUUGCCCUGACCUUGGACACUUGUGGUCACUUUAGCUGGGUUCUAGCCAUGUGCAGUCUCCUUUUGCUGUCUAGUUUUGGACCGAGGUUUGCCGGGUCGCAUUCAAUCUGCGACUCCUGCAUGUGCUGUUCUUUUGUGCUUGAUGCUCUCUUUUGUUUCUAACACCCUCGGCUUUUUUUUUUUCUUUGCCUUGUCUUUCUUCUUCUUGUUUUGCUCUUCUGGUUUGAGAGGUUGUUGGACUUGUCGCUUUUUGCUCAUUGUUGUUUGGCGAUUGCUUGAACAAAGCCAAAUUGCAUGAGUCAUCGAUUGUUU
Molecule: messenger RNA, 2017 nt
Organism: Monosiga brevicollis MX1
Lineage: Eukaryota; Choanoflagellata; Craspedida; Salpingoecidae
Exons: 8
Coding region: 1-1701 (566 amino acids)
Biological process (GO): endocytosis
Cellular component (GO): endosome; plasma membrane; clathrin vesicle coat
Molecular function (GO): phospholipid binding; clathrin binding
Source: RefSeq, a predicted model, not a curated record